Molecule: messenger RNA, 2154 nt
Organism: Pseudocercospora fijiensis CIRAD86
Lineage: Eukaryota; Fungi; Ascomycota; Dothideomycetes; Mycosphaerellales; Mycosphaerellaceae
Exons: 11
Coding region: 1-2154 (717 amino acids)
Source: RefSeq, a predicted model, not a curated record
AUGCUUGGCAGAACGGUCUCCGUUUCUCAUGCCAUCCGUCGUACACGAGCAUCACUGACGAACUUUAUCAUGACCCAUGAAUACACCCUAUCACGACAAGGCAGCAGCGAAGGGCACAGGACCCCCAUUACCUACUCGAAAGAAGCACCAUGGCUCGGACGAAGCCAGCAGCACUCACCGGGUGCUCGCUGUGAGCUCCAGAAUCACAAGACUGUCUCAGCCUGGCGGCAAAGACAUGUGCACGGCAAGACUGUCUGUCUCGAGGUCGUUAUCACCGAACUCCAUGUCGAGACCAUGACGAUGCCUCAGCCAAGCCCUACAAUCGCUAACCCGAUCUCUUUCCUCGAUCUCCCUCCCGAACUUCGAAACGAGGUCUAUCAUCUCGCGCUCAUUGCAGAGCGACCUUUACGCGUCGAAGAACGUGGCAGGGCCAGACCUCCAUCUGCAUAUCGUAAUGCCCUCACGCCUGCUCUGCUCCAGACCUGUCGAACGAUCUGGAAAGACGCUGCUGCAAUUGUGUACUGGAAUCAUGCUUUCGUCGGCUACGCUCAUGCCCUGGGUACUUUUGUGCGCAAGCUCAGCAGCAGCUGGGACUGGGCAAGUCGCCUGCGCUACCUCAAAGUCGAUCGAGGCAUGACCAAGAAAGAUCUAGUAUAUCUGCUCGCCAGCCUGCGGAAAGCUACUGGUCUAAACUAUUUAGGCAUCUUCUACCAAGACGUAUGUCCCAAAUAUGGACCAAAAGAGAUGGCAAAAAAGCUGGGGCAUUUGGCCAGGGCGUUUCGUAGUGCGAAAGAGAGGCAUCCGGCAGUGCAGGACUUUGUCGACAUAAUUGAGUUCUAUAGCGAAUGGAUCGGCAGCGAAUCAUCAAUGGACAUGACCAGACCUGGUCGACCACGAGCUAUAAGAGAAUACACUCUACAAUUUGCCGAUAUUAGCGCUUCAGUGGGGUCUAUCAGGACACGGCAUGGAAGUGGCAUUAUUUCUUCGGCUGGCGGCGCGACGACAGCAUCCAGUUGGAGUAAAACUGGUCUCUUUGCCCCAAGCUUAGGAACCUCCAGCACGUGUCUUCCAACUUUCGCGAAUUUUGCUGCAAACUAUGUUAUCCGGCAUGCCAAACAUCUUCUCUCUGCUCACUGGGCGAUGCAAAUCUCAUGGAAUAUCGUUUUCCUCCGUCUCUCCCGAUCUAUUUGCGUUGUCCUCAUUCUUCACGAGCUUAAUUUGUGGGCUAAGGCAGCUUGUGACAGCGAGGUCCUCACAGAAAGCUGCCUGAUAUAUAAGCUUCGACUUCGAACGACUAUAAAUCGGCAAGAACUAUCAUCAAGCAUGGCCUUUUCGACAGCAUCUCACCACAACAAAAAUAUGUCGCAGCAACAAGAGCCACCGGCAUCAUUUCUCGCCCUCUCAGCAGAGCUGAGAAAUCAAAUAUACAGACUAGCGCUAUGCGCCGACACUGUAAGUAACCCACGGUUUCCGGCAAGACUACACACUAACGCAUCGCAGAUGCCAAAAGAAUACCUGAACAUGCAACCAAUCCCCGGCCCCAAGAAAUUCACGCUAUACGUAGAGCAUCCCUGCCGCCCAGAGCGCGUGCCUACAAAUCACCAGCUCUCCCCAAACCUCAUAGCUUCCUGCAAGCAAAUCCAAACCGAGUCAACCUCGAUCUUAUACGGAGAGAACGCGUUCGCUAUGCCUGUCCUCACCUUCCUCAACUUCAAAGACCAAAUUCUUCCCUUCGCAACACACGUCCGCUUCCUGAAGCUCGAGCUCGACGCUCAAGAGAGUUCGGCUCUUUCGCGCUCGUGGGGACGCGGGUGCGGGUAUAUUUCAGCCGCGGCGUAUAAUCUUGAAGAGGCUUUUGGAGCGAUUGUGGGGUUUCGGGAGCUGCGGAGUUUGGAGAUUGAGGUUAUGAUUAAGACGAGUGAUGGAGGUGGCGGUAUCGAGAAUAUUGCGGGAAAUAUUUGGGGUGUGGUGAUGUUUUUGAUGAGAGGUGAGGGGAAGGUUGUCUCCAAGGUGAGAGAAGUUAUCACAUUGAGCUUUAGGCUUCCUUCGAGCGUGCAAAUGGAGGAGUAUGAGGAUAUGUGUGAGAAGGCGGAGGGGUUGUUGGAAGGGGUUUAUAAGGCGCUUGAGGAUGCGGUUCUUGGAGUCGAAAUAUGA